CUGUGCUUGGCACAUUCCUUAUGAAUUACCUUGGUCUAAAGGCAACAAUGAUUGUUGGAUUGCUCUUGCAGGCCAUCAUUGGCAUUGCUAUGGGCACCAUGUACAUCCAACUCAGUCAUCAUGUUUCUACAUUUGCAAUUAUCUAUGGAAUAUUCUUAAGUCUUGGUGAAGUUGGUCCUGGCAGUUGCCUCCAUGUCCUUGCUGCAAAAACUGGAUCUUCAGCCCAUGUUAGUGGACAAGUAUGCAUCAUUGCAGCUGCAAUUGGAAAAGUAGGAGCUUUCAUUGGAGUGUGGGCCUUCCCACAAAUCAUUGAUGCAUUAGGUGGAUCAGAAACUGUGAAGGGUAACAUUGGUCUGUUCUGGCUUGGUAGUGGCCUUGCAACUCUCAAUGUGGUUGUAACAUUUUUCCUGGUGAAUCCUCUUACACAUGAUCAAAAGAAAGCCAAUGACAAAGCUUUCCAUCAAUACUUGGAAGAGAAUGGGUUUGAUGUGAGCUGUAUGCAUCCAGUAGAGAAUCAUGAUGCUUGAUAUAAUUGGGCAUGUGGAAAUUGCAAGAUAAUGAUAAUGAAUGUGAUAUUGUAGGACUACUUACAAAGGUGCCCCAAGUACAGGAACACAAUGGAUGUAUAGUAGUUGGUGUGUUGCUACAAG
This is a messenger RNA of Pisolithus orientalis, 650 nucleotides long. RefSeq lists its product as uncharacterized. The coding region runs from base 21 to 527 and encodes 168 amino acids. NCBI's taxonomy places the organism in Eukaryota, Fungi, Basidiomycota, Agaricomycetes, Boletales, Pisolithaceae. Gene Ontology annotation, biological process: transmembrane transport. Gene Ontology annotation, cellular component: membrane. The transcript has 7 exons. The record is from RefSeq and is a predicted model, not a curated record. Gene Ontology annotation, molecular function: transmembrane transporter activity.